Molecule: messenger RNA, 1884 nt
Organism: Brassica oleracea var. oleracea
Lineage: Eukaryota; Viridiplantae; Streptophyta; Magnoliopsida; Brassicales; Brassicaceae
Product: ADP-ribosylation factor GTPase-activating protein AGD7
Exons: 6
Coding region: 149-1582 (477 amino acids)
Biological process (GO): vesicle-mediated transport
Molecular function (GO): GTPase activator activity
Source: RefSeq, a predicted model, not a curated record
AGAAAACGCGGGUUACCAACUUACCAAUACCAAACGAGAGAAUGUAAAAAAAAACGGGUUACCUCAUCAGACUCUCCCCCCCCUGGACCAGAUCUACUCGGGUCGGGUCAAACCUCAGAUCAGAUCGUAGAGACGAAACAAUUCAACCAUGGCGGCAGCAAGGCGACUCCGCACGCUCCAAUCCCAACCGGAGAACAAAGUCUGCGUCGACUGCUCCCAAAAGAACCCUCAAUGGGCGUCAAUCUCCUACGGCAUCUUCAUGUGCCUAGAAUGCUCGGGAAAGCACCGAGGCCUGGGCGUCCACAUCUCCUUCGUCAGAUCCGUCACCAUGGACUCAUGGUCCGAGAUCCAGAUCAAGAAAAUGGAAUCCGGCGGCAACGAGACGCUCAACAGCUUCCUCGCGCAAUACGGAAUCGCCAAGGAGGCGGAGAUCGCCGCAAAGUACAAUUCAAACGCCGCGUCGGUGUAUCGCGAUCGGAUCCAGGCCUUAGCUGAGGGUAGGCAGUGGAGAGAUCCGCCGGUUGUUAAGGAGGUGGUGGUUAAUAAGAAGCCUCCGUUGCAGGGGAGCAAUGGGGGAUGGGAUGAUUGGGAUAACGACGAUGCGUUUAGGUCUCCGAGGAGGAACCAGUCGGCGAGUGAUUUCAGGGGUUAUGGAGGUGGCGGUGGUGGUGGUGGAGCUCCGGCGAAGUCGAAGUCGUCGGAGGAUAUAUACUCGAGGACGCAGCUGGAGGAUAAAGAGAGUUUUUUCGCGAAGAGGAUGGCGGAGAAUGAGUCUAAGCCUGAGGGGCUUCCUCCUUCGCAAGGAGGGAAGUAUGUGGGGUUUGGAUCGAGUCCUGGUCCAGCUGCUCCGAGAAGUAAUCAGCAGAGUGGUGAUGUUUUCUCUGUUGUGUCUGAGGGAUUUGGAAGAUUUUCUCUUGUUGCUGCGAAUGUUGUUCAGUCAGGGACCAUGGAGUUCACUUCAAAGGCCCGGCCCUGGUUAGAGCGUAAUGUUAUUCAGACAGGAACCAUGGAGUUCACUUCCAAGGUCAAAGAAGGUGGCUUAGAUAACACGGUGAGUGAGACUGUUAAUGUUGUUGCGAGUAAGACAACGGAGAUAGGACAGAGGACGUGGGGGAUCAUGAAAGGAGUAAUGGCAAUUGCUUCACAAAAGGUUGAAGAGUUCACUAAAGAAGAAGCAUCAACCUGGAGUCAACAGAAUAAGAGUGAGGGCAAUGGUUACACUAAUUCAUCUCUUGGAGGGUCGCAAUCAUCAUCAAGUUACCAAAACAAUUAUCGUAGUAACUCGAACUCCUGGGAUAACAAAAAGGAAGCAGCGCCAAAAGUGUCACAAUCAUCAUCAGGUGGUCACCUCAACGGUUAUGGUAACUCGAACUCUUGGGAUGACUGGGGAGAAGAGAAGAGUACUACCAAAAAGGAAGCUAAGGAUGAUGGUGAUGGUGAUGAUGAUGGUUGGGCUGGUUGGGAUGAUAAUGAUGCUAAAGAUGAUGAUGAUGGUUACUAUCAGAGUGGUGCAGGGGUUAAGAAAUCUGUAGGCCACAAUGGGAAACCAGACACUGCUUGGACUGGUGGAGGUUUUCUCUAGCGGUGUUUCGUGAGGAAUGGGAUUGAAGUUGUACCAUUGAGGAAAAAGCAAAGACUUGUGGUCGUUGUGAUCUGUCAAAAAGAGAGAGAGCAUCGAGUGGUAAUCUCAACCAUUGUAAGCCAUUGCAUGUCUGUUUUUUUUUUCACAUUAUCGAUUGCUUGGCGUUCAUGAACUAGUGAGCGUCAUUUGCUCUUCUACAAUAUAGUUUUUCUUAAAUUAUUUUAUCUUCAUUAUAUUUGUACAAGCUUUAUAGGGGAUUUUGCUUGCUAAUCAAUUCGGGUUAGUCUUCAGCUCUUUUUCGA